Messenger RNA from Grus americana (Whooping crane), 612 nucleotides. RefSeq names its product palladin-like. Lineage: Eukaryota; Metazoa; Chordata; Aves; Gruiformes; Gruidae. Bases 1 to 612 code for a protein of 203 amino acids. The transcript has 5 exons. The record is from RefSeq and is a predicted model, not a curated record.
AUGCAGAGUCCCUCAGCGAGCCUGACCGGGUCUGCCUACGGAAGCACACCUGCAUUUACAAAGGGUCUACAAAACAUAAAAGCUACCAAGGGUCAAUUAGUGGUUUUUGAAUGUCGCGUUCGUGCUACACCCACCUUACAGGUUCACUGGUACAGAGAAUAUGAUCAGAUAAUAGAUUCUGCCGAUUUCCGCAUACUACGAAAAAAGGCUUGUUCAUCAGCUGUUCCUGAGGAAGUCUGCACCCUGGUUAUUACAGAAGCUUUUCCAGAAGACUCCGGAAUAUUUAAAUGUGUUGCUGAAAAUGAGUUUGGAUCUGCAGCAUCCAGUGCACAUCUCUCUGUUUCCCCAGGAGUGAAAGAGAUGGAAAGCUUUGCAGGUGCUGCCCACAGGCCAGCUGUGCAAGUCACCAUGAAGAAACCCACCUUCCCUAGGAGCAGCCAAACAGGAGCCAAGGACCGAGACGCGGCUGGCCUGCCGUCCUACGGCACGGAGACCCCGGGGCUGGGCAGUCGAGCAGAAGCCACAAACUUCAGCCAGGUGAACUCCAAGAGCGAAGCUGAAGAUUUUCAUGGAGCUUAUGGGAAUUCGCCUCGGGCUUCACCUCUGCGGUAA